GCGGCGGGGGCUAGUCGAUAGGGCAGGAGAGAGAGAGAGAGAGAGAGAGAGAGAGAAAGAGGGAACGUCGAGUCCUCACCUUGCAAGAGGUGAGCUCCACCACGCAUUGCAAAGUGGCUGCUGCAAAAGUGAGCCGACUCUUCUUCGGUCAGUUGCUAUUUGCAACCGCUGCUGGCAGCGUUUGUUAUCGCAGCUCCUGCUGUUAUCUUUUUCUGCUAAAGGAUAGAGGUUUUUGUGGAGGCGAUAGUCGUGGUGGUUGUGCUCGUUUGAUAGAUAGUGGUAGGUGCUUGUGCUUGUGCUGCGCCUUCGUCGAAAAAGGGAAAGAUAAAGAUAGGUAGAGCUAGCGAGAGAGAGAGAGAGAGAGAGAGAGAGAGAGAGAGGAGAGAGAGAGAAAAGUAGCCCUCGAGGUUACGAGGCCAGAGGAGAAAGUGGGUGUUGCCGAAGUAACGUGUUGGACCGUUCGGGAGCUGCCGAGGGACAUGCCGGGAGCCCGGACAGGUGGUGGCGUACUAGAAUACAACGAAGGAUAAAGAAGGAGAUAGAGAAAAAGAACUAAAGAAGGAUGCCACUUUUCGUUGAUUCUCGAUCAACGAGUCAUCGACGUCAUCAACGCGUCCUCGACGUAAAUUUCGUGUUUAGUGAAGGACCUUUGGCGCUGAGGAAGGUCCGAGGAAGAUGGCCGGAGGAUGGAGUAUAGUAUCUAGACAGACGAGACAUCGUCCUGCACGAAGUUGGCCCCCGUACGAUUAGAGAGAAUCGAGGUAGAAAGGUGAUUGGCAAGGGAGAGGGUGCUUCCUUCCAUUCUGAGGAUCGAAAUGAGCGAUCUACAGGCUACCCUCGAGUUCUCCCUCGAGCUCUGCAAGUUCUACAAUGUUGACCUCUUUCAGCGAGGAUAUUACCAAAUCCGGACGGCUCUUCGAGUGUCGCCAAAAUUGCCGGUCAAGGUGGAAGUCAAUCAGCCGCGAAACCAUUCGUUGGAGGCACCGGGCACGAGCAAACGCUUUCCAAUCUUGUACAGAAACGAAGAGGUGACACUGGGUACUUCGGUCCUAUUUCGUGCCCACGUGCUUGUACACAGUCACAAGAUCGAGGAGGCCCUGUCUCGCACCCACUUCAAUCUCGGCGUCGAGCUAUGGUUCAGUGAACAUACACAACCCGGAAACAUGGCAUGCGUGUCAUCGAGGGCAUUGCAGUUAAACUUCGCGCCAACGAAGGGCCUCCAUUAUCAUCUCCCGGUACUCUUCGAUUACUUUCAUCUCGCCGCCGUAUCCAUCACGAUCCACGCUUGCCUCGUGGCGCUUCAUCAGCCGUACAUCAAGAAGAGCAUCCUGCAUUAUGUUCAGAGUUGCGCACCACGCGGUGGGAAGCCUUGGUUGCAGUUUAAACAGACGGCAGCCAACAAUGAGAAUAACGCAACAUUCGGGAACGUUGAAAGCACGACAAGGUGCGUCGGUUCGGCUACCAGGAUGCAACACGCCAGGUUGGUACAACAGGAAGUGACGAGAUUACUUUUAGCCGCUAGGGAAUCCCUGUUGAACGAUCUGGCCGAUCUAGCGAGACUUUUACCUUCUUGGCAGCAAAGGGCACUCGAGCUUGCACAGAACACGCACAAAGAGAUCACCAAGAUGAUGGACACGGAAGAGGCAGAUAUAGCUCAAUUAUGCGCACAAAAUAUCGUCCUCUGGCAACACUUUCUGGAAGCUUUCUCUGGUCGCGAAGCUGUGCAUCAACAUCUCGCUAGGAUUCAUCAUCAGUUGAGAGUCAAACGCUUCGCCGAGGGUUUCUUCGUGUUGGAAAAUCCAAGAAUGUCGGCGGCGGGCUGUUACGACGCAAAUUAUCAAUCGUAUCAGGCUGUAAGCGAGACCGCACGAAGAUCGCGUUAUCUCGCCUCGUUGCCACCGUUGCCGGUACAUUGCCCGGAAUUGGACGGCGAUCUUCAUUCGUUGCCUUUAAUAUUCGAGGAUCAAUAUGCCGAUAUGCAGCAGAGACAUAGAAACAGUAUUCCCAGUAUGGACGAUUGCAGCUGUGGGAUCGCCGCGAUUCUGGAGUCCAGGUCUAUGGGUAUCUGGUCGCCGAGAAGCGAAGGUGCUGCGCAGGAUAUUGGAGCGAUGCAGGCUCGUUUCGCGACCAGCCCUUCGACAUUGCCGGCCAGACAUAGCAAGUCUCUCGAUCAGCUGGGCCCCGAAAUGGCGCCGUUGCAGCCAAGGUCGUCUCCUAAGACAUUACCCAGAUCGGUCUCGACGCAAUUAUUUCCCAAACAACGUGGCGGAAUUAGAAAUGCGACCCCGCCAGCGACGGUUCCGUCGAGAGGAGGAAGGCCAAGGUCAACGUUACCGUCUGGCAACACCCUCUUACCGCCGUCCGGACAGCAGCAGGCAUGUUCGGCGCCAAAUCCAUCGUUGAGUUCCACUCCGGUGAUACCUCUUCCUCGUGCCAAAUCCACGCAGAUGUUGGUGCAAAAUCGGCAACAAGUCGAUCCGCAAUCCGCGUCCAUCGGUUCGCUCCUUGUGGCGAUGUUUCCCGAGCUACCGUCGGACACUCGACUCCCUGGCUAUCGGCCGUCCGGUAAAUCCUGCGAACAGAAUCUAACGGUACCCUCCUAUAUCAGAACGUUGGACUUGGCCCAGCUGGCCGAUUGCUUGAAUACCGAGAGCAAAUCUUCACAAAUCUCCGAAGAUUUUCACUCUUUGGACACCAGGAGGAUACGAUUGGAGCCAAGGAGUCAUCGAUUGUUGAAUCGCCAAGGCCUUUCCGGCAACGAUCAGAACAAUUUUCCUCUUGGCAAAUCGGGUACAAACGUUGAUGGUUUAUUGCGCGAACAACAGCCUCUUCACACGGCCACUCUCGACAGGAUAACAUAUCGUGGAAAUGGCAGAAAGCAGGCACAUCAAACAGCCGGUAAAUACAAUCAAACGAACGGAUUGGAAUCACGACGUUAUCACACAAUUGGGAAAACUAGCUCGGGUCAUGGACAACGCAAUCGGGAAAUGCAGAAUUCGAUGAACGGUACGACCCUGACGAGCAGUCAUUCGUUGCUGAUGGAACCGUUGUACAGAGUAUCGAAUUACUCCUCGACCACUACGGAUUCCUUCUUUUAUCGAACGAACGGCACCAGCGGCCGUACCCGCGACGAGACUGAUCGACCAAAGAGACCAAAGAGUACCGACAGACUCGUCGACGAGGUUGAGAGGAACGAAUGUUGCGAGUUUAGGAGAGAGAGAACGAAACGGAAAGAUGAGAGAAUGACAAAGUCACCACGAAACGGUGUAACUUUGUCUUGUUACAUGGAGGAGAAACAGCAAAAGCGAGGUCAACGCGAAAAGAAAACUAUCGAAUCACCUAACGAGCCUCUCUACGAGGUAAUUACACUCAAGGUAGAACCAAAGAGGGAAACGCGCGUUGAAAGAAGAAGGGAUAAGCACGGUAGGAGGCCACAUUCCGCUCCCGUUCUCGACACCGAACGUCCACCCGAGGAUGUUAGAAAGUGUGCGCAUAGGAACAGGAAGGCCGCACCACCGCCUCCGGCUUAUCAGGAUCCGGCUAUGGCACCUUUGCCCAAGUAUCGUCAUCCACCGCCAGCACCUACGACCAGUGUCCUCGAAGUUGAGAACAACAAUAAGAUCAUUCUGAAGGUUGAACCGAUAAAGUCUCCGAUCGAGAUAUCGGUUACGAACGGGAAAACGCCAUCGUCCGAGAUUUCAAGUACCGGUGAACAGCCGCCCAAUGUGAAAAGACUGAGAUGUGCCAGCGUACCCGUGGCACAGAACAAAAUCGUAGUCCCGCGUAGCGCCGUUUCGCUACCAUGCAUGCCGAUACGCGAUAGCAAAGAUAGCCUUAGCAACAAUCAUCCCGUCAUUCCAAAUCCCCUUAGUCCGCCGUCCACUCGACCGAGUAGUCCUACGACGAGUUCGAGCUCUAGCAACUUGACGUCCGAGUGUUCAGGUUGGGUUAGCAGCGGCGACACGUCUAGCUCGGAACAAAGGCGUAACGCGAGAUUGUCCAGCGAGCAGUUGCGUCAGAAGCUUUCCAAGAUCGUACCGAGGAAAAAGAGUCCGGCAAAGGAGAGUAGUCCGAUCGAACAUUCUUACGAAGAAGUUAGACUGCCGCCACCCAAGAUGUUCCAGGACGAGCCACCACCUCCCGAAGAGUUUCGUGAUCCACCAGUCCCUAUCGACAAUCCUCUUUAUCACGUUUACGAGACGGUAAAGAGAACUCGGAGUCCCAAGCGAAACAAGACGGCACCCUGUAGUCCUCAACGUAAUCGGGAAAAUGCAUACGGUGCUGGUAGGGAUAUCUGUUUGGAUUGUUAUCAAGAAGGCAAGGAACUUUUGCAGAGCACACAGGACGACUUGAUCAAUUUUAAAAAAUGCAAGGAGGAAUUUAAACGACAGAUGAGCUUCUCUGGAAGGAUUUAUAGAGAACGCAAAGAAGCGCAGUAUCGCUUCCAUAAGCGUGCCCGUUCUUUCGGAUACGGUGACCUUCUGACCCCGUCGUCGAUUCAACCUCUAAGAUCGAAUGUGCCUCUUAGCGAUUACCCGAGUCUGGCCUCGACCUUGCCGUAUUUCCACAUCAGCGACGAGUACCGACUCUUCUCGCCGGAAGGUGCUCAUCUAAUCGUUUGCGUACACGGACUCGAUGGUAAUGCGGCUGAUCUACGUCUCGUCAAGACUUAUCUCGAAUUGGGUCUACCUGGGGCACACUUAGACUUUCUCAUGUCCGAAAAGAAUCAAGGUGAUACAUUUUCGGACUUUGACACGAUGACGGAUAGACUGGUAGCUGAGAUUCGUCAUCACAUCGAAAUAUCGGGCUUGAAUCCAACGAAAGUGAGCUUCAUCGGGCACUCUCUGGGGACCAUCAUCAUACGAAGUGCUCUAACGCGACCACAACUUCGGCCAUUACUUCCUCGUUUGCAUACUUUCCUUAGUUUAAGCGGACCUCAUUUAGGCACUCUUUAUAAUACAAGUGGAUUGGUUAAUGCUGGUAUGUGGUUCAUGCAAAAAUGGAAAAAGUCCGGAUCGUUGCUCCAACUGGCAAUGAAGGACGCACCAGAUGUCAGGCGUUCCUUCAUGUUUCGUUUAAGUCAGAAGAGCAAUUUGCAAAAAUUCAAGCACGUACUCUUGUGCGGAAGCGCUCAAGAUCGGUACGUGCCGCUUCACUCGGCGAGAAUAGAACUUUGCAAGGCUGCCGUACGUGAUCCGUCCGAUCAAGGGGCAGCGUAUCGCGAGAUGGUGCAAAAUAUACUCUAUCCCGUGAUGUCGGCAUCCGGUGUGAGUUUGGUCAGAUACGAUGUCCAUCAUGCGCUUCCACCGACAGCAAACGCUCUGAUCGGUCGAGCAGCUCACAUCGCCGUCCUUGACUCCGAGCUUUUCAUCGAGAAAUUUCUCCUCGUUGCUGGUCUCAAAUAUUUCAGAUAAGGAACGGGCACAGUUUCAUUCACGGAUGAGAGUACGGUCAUGAUCUGUUGUGUACUCUAAGUCAUAAAAGCCAAAGAAUGAUGAACGACAAGAAGGAACAAGAGUAAUGAAAAAUAUACGAUAGUAUGUUGAUAGGGAGAGAGAGAGAGAGAAAGAGAGAGAGAGAGAGAGAGAGAGAGAGAGAGAGAGAGAGAGAACGGCGCGUUAUCGUCGCUUCUUUAAUAGCUAGUCCGUUUCUAAUCAUAAGUAUGGGAGACACCGCAUGAUUAUUGAUUAGGUAGUUUGAUUAACGACGAAGAAAAAAAAACGAUUACAUUUUAAAAGUAAACGAUUUUCCCACGAUCGCAUCGGUUUAAAAAUCUUUCGGCCUAGUUCGAGAUCGAUCGACGAUUUUUAGGAAAGAAUACAAAAAUCAAAAAAAAAAACAAAAAAGAAAAUCACGAGUAAAAAUUAUCGGGAAUCAUACGACGGAUCCUCGUAACGCCAAUUUCAUCGAUAUGUCGCGACGAAAAGUCAUACAUACCUACAUUAAUUUAAUUGUAAGAUCGUCGAACGAGAUUGGUUAAUUGAUCGGGCAAGUAUGCGUCGCAAUGUACAUUUCUUUUUCAAUUUUUCUUCCUUGUUUCUUUUCAAGAAUUUCAAAAAACUCGCAAUCGACUCGAGUCAUUUGUCGCAAUAUACUUGCCGCUUGUUAAAAAGUACGCAGACAAUGUUUCGCUGACUCUGUCAGACUAAUAUAAGAGUUCAUCGUUAAUCCGUUAGUGAUAUAAACAUAACUCGUUUUAGUUUUCAUACAUGCACAUUAAACUUAUCAACAGCAACGCUCAAAUUUUCACUACGUUAAUCGAAUGUUAUUGUUAAUGCAUUUUGUCGCUAAGAAACGAACAAAAUUAUGAUACCCGAUCGAUUAUCGUAUUCAUCGAAAAUCGUAUUUAAUAAAUAUUCGCAAUUCUCAUUUCACAUUUUUAAAUUGACACCUCAAAUACAAUUUCCUCCGAUCGGUUUUUGUCAAUGAAGUCACGGAUAAUUCUCUUUGUAAGAGUCAGCGAUUCGCCGCGUAUUUAAAAGAAAAGAAAGGAGAAAAGUUAAAAAAAGAAAUAAAAAAAAAUAAAAUAAAAUAUAAAAUAAAAAGUACGCGAGAGAGAGAGAGAGAGAGAGAGAGAGAGAGAGAGAGAGAGACUAUGCGAGAGAAAGCAUUGUCUAGGCGUUAGGAAAGUUACGAAACGCAUGUCAAUUGUUACCCUCAGAUAAGUGUGAGUGCGUCCCGUGCGUGUAGAGAGGAUGGAUGAACAAAAUAAGAAAACGAAAAAAAGGAUGAUGGACGAAAAGAAAAAAAAAUAAACUAGAAAAGACAACAUGAAUUGGAAUAUUAUAUUUGUGCGAUUUUCUUUGGUGUUGCACGGCGAAACGAAACGUGCACAAUUCGAUUAGAACUUUUGAAGGAGCGUAACGCGAACGAUCUUGUGAACGAAGAAUAUAUGUCGCGCUAAUGGAAGAUGAAAGGGCGCUCUAUUUUCAUGCGAAGAAAACGGAAACGUAUCUAAAGAAAGAAAGAGAAGGAAAGAGAAAAAAUCGUUUCAGGUAUAUGAAAUCCCUCCAGUACUAGAUCUCAAUUGCUCGUAACAAUCUACGGAGAAUUAUAAUUAAUUAAAUAACUCGACCUGCGGAUGUUCUACAUAAGGAGAUACGCCUAUUACAUCGAUCGAUCAAUCGUCGUCGGAACGAGAGACGCGCGCGCGCCAGAGAGGGAGAGAGAGAAAGCUGAAACGAAAUAUAUGUGUAUAUAUAUAUAUAUAUAUAUAUAUAUAUAUAUAUAUACAUACAUAUAUAUUAAUAAUAAAGAAAGAAAAGUGAAAUGGCGUUAUAGUUUCGUAGCAUCAUCGUCGUAGCUUGUCGAUCAUUAUCGUACGAUUAGCUUUUAAUUAAUUAUAGCUAAGACUCUUUACAAGACUCUUCAGUCGUUGGUGCUAAGUAUCGAAAUCUUCAUUUCUUUCUUCAUCAUCAUUUAUUUAUAUGUGUAUUCAAGACCGAUUUGUUCCGCUUUUCAUCGUAAUAUUAAAAGCCUUGGGUAAUAUCGUUCCUUUUUAUCGCAAGUGUGUGCUUAAUGAGAAAGAAAAAGAGAUCCAGUAGAAAUUGAACGCGAACCUUGAUCGAUUUUUUUACGAUAAAUUAAAUAGAUUUUUGCGACUCAUCAUAUUUCCUUUUUCCUUUUUCAAUGGGCUGGUAUCCCAUAUAAAGAAAGAAUAAAAAGAAAGAGAAUGCUUGUAUGUGUUUGUGUGUGUGUGUGUUUGUGUGUAUGAGAGAGGGAGAGAGAUAAAUAAUUAUUAUAUGACCAUCUAUGAUAAAAAAUUAUUAACGAUUUUUAAAAGGCAUUAACAAUGACGACAUUUGCAUAUUAAUUAAUUAUAUGAACAAAUUGAUUAUUAUAAAUGAAUUUGUUGGAGUGUAAACAAAGUUUCAUUUUUACGAUUCGACGAAAUACAUAACGGCCCUUUCUCGUCGCAUCGCAUUGUAAGAAAAAAUACGGUGACCGCCAAAAGAAAGGAAAAAUAACAAGAAAGGAUUCGAAAUCGAAUAAUAUAAAGAAAAUUAGGCAAUAUUGAAUAAUGAUCUUCGAGGGAUAAUUUUUUCACUCAUCGUAAAAUCAUAUGCCAUAGGAAUUUUCAUUAAAAUCAUAAUUAGUUGCUCGUUCACAUAUGAGUCUUUGUAAUUAUAUCGAGAAUUAACAUACGUGUACCAUUUGAAUUGAUUUAACAUAAGUCAAUAUGUGUAUACACACAUAUAUAUAUAUACACACACAUGUAUGAACAUGAUUUGUGUAAUGUUUUAGUUUCUUAUCGUCGUACGCAUGGCACAAUUUUUCUAGAAACUCGUUUUGACGAGGACAAAGUUGCGAAAACUGCAAACGAAGAUACGAUCCGACGAUAGAUUCUAACGAUCGAUCGAUCGAUCGAUUGAUCGAUAUACAUGUGUGUGUAUAUAUAUGAACACACGUAGGUAUAUCAUUUAACCGUGAAAACAAAAUGCACAUUCGCAAUUUUAGAAGGAUUUACUCGAUGGAUUUCUCGGCAGUAGGGCAAGCGCGUCAUCGAUUUUAAUCUGAUUUCUUUUUUUACGCGCGUACGUGUAUCGAUUGUUAUACUAUUUUUAAUUACGAGAAUCGACCAAACGACAAACGAUCGGCGUGUUCGACAUUACGUUCGAUCAUGUUUGAGAUCUUACGAUUGGCAAAAAAGAAAAAAAUAAGAGGGGACAUGCCUGACUCGUUCGUCCGUUGAUUAGUGGUAUAUUUUUUAAUUCAGUUUAAUCAAUGAGAUCAGCAAGUAUUUAUCAAUACAAUUAUGUAUGGUUUUGUGGAAUAAGAUCCGUGUAUCGUGCGAGAGGGAUUAGAGAGAGAGAGAGAGAGAGAGAGAGAGAGAGAGAGAGAGAGAGAGAGGAGAGAGAGAGAGAGAGAGAGAGAGAGAGAGAGAGAGAGAGAGAGAA
This is a messenger RNA of Vespa mandarinia (Asian giant hornet), 8897 nucleotides long. RefSeq names its product protein FAM135A. Gene Ontology annotation, biological process: lipid metabolic process. The record is from RefSeq and is a predicted model, not a curated record. Lineage: Eukaryota; Metazoa; Arthropoda; Insecta; Hymenoptera; Vespidae.